Pteronotus mesoamericanus is the source of this 2024-nucleotide messenger RNA. It is a transcript of the gene FAM217B, whose product is annotated as family with sequence similarity 217 member B. Lineage: Eukaryota; Metazoa; Chordata; Mammalia; Chiroptera; Mormoopidae. The transcript has 4 exons. Bases 361 to 1500 code for a protein of 379 amino acids. The record is from RefSeq and is a predicted model, not a curated record.
CGGCCGGAGCACAGCCGGGAAGCCCUGCCCGGCGCGCGCCGCCGCGCGCCGCCCCCUGCGGCGCCCCUGCAGCAGCGCGCGGCGGAACGGCCUCCCGCCCGCGCGCCGGGAAGGAGGGCUGGCGGCCUCGUCACGUGUCCCGGGCGAUCGCGAAACAGUUCCGGUGGCAGGGAGGCCGUCCCCGCUGCAAGAGGAAUAAAGCGGCCACUUCCCCAGCGGCCAUCCCCUUCCAGCGGAUUGAGCAAGAAUAUUUCAGACGCCGCGGCGAAGACAGUCCCUGCAGCACUAGAUGAUGACCAGCCAUGCGACCUUCUCCAGAGAGGGAGUCGGGUGAAUGAAUCUCAUCCGAAAAGCGGCAGUAUGGAUGCUGGCCCGUCUUGGACCGAAGUGCCACGUGGGAAGAACUCUUCAGGAAAAAGGCAGAGUGAGCCCCACGUCCCCCGCGUGUCCCCCGGGCCCGAGAGCAGCCUCGUGGGCGUCUCCCCGCCGGCCCCGGCGGCUCCUGGGGGCAGCAUCUCCCCGGCGGAAGGCAAAGCCCAAAGGAGCCCGCUGGGGACCCCGGAGAGCAAGCUGUUUCUCACCGUUCGGUCGAUGGGGAUCCUGAAAGGAGAUGCGGACGAGGACAGCGCCAGCGACCUCUCCGACUCGGAGCGGGUCCCCAUGGGCCCUUCGCCGCGCAGGCCUCCAGACCUGCGCCUGCGAGCGGAGGACAUUGACCCGGCCUGCUUCGAUCUGGACCUCGCCCCGGGGCAGCGCCCCGCGAGGCCCCAGUACCGUUACCCCGACUUCCUCCCGCCGCCGUGCAGCUCCUGGGACCUGCGGGGCAUGGCGGUGCUGGCGCACGCGGAGCGCAGGCCCGGCGCCGUGCCGCGCGCGGGCGGGCUGCUGGGCAGGUACGUGGACCGGCUGCUUCAGCUCGAAUGGCUGCAGAUCCAGACCAUCCAGGGCGAGAAGGCCAAGGGCGGCAAAGCCCGGCCGGCCGCCGCGCCCUGCGGGCCCCUGCGGAGCCCAGGCGGAGGCAAGCUCCCCGCAGGCGCGGCGUCCAGGCCCCCCCAGGACGGGGCCCCCAAGCCAGGCCCCGCGCGCAAGAAAGGCCCUCCGCGGGCGCAGGGCCCCGCGGCCUGUCACUCCUUUGUGACUCCCCCCAAGCCCCUCGAGGGGCCGAGCGGCGGCCGGCUGUGUUCUCAGAAGCAGAGCCUCGACCUGAGGGCCGAGGAGAAGAAGAAGAAAUGCAGCAAGAGCCCCCGGCCGCCGCGCUGGCACCUGCCGGCCGGCGGCGACCGCAGCGCCGCCAUGGAGAGCAGUGGCAACAUCCGCGUCCCCAAACAGGCCUCCGCGACCCCGGACCCCGCCGACGCCCACAAGGCCUCCCAACCGCAGGCACACGCGGGCCUGAAGAAGAAGGGGACUGCGAACACCUGCGGCCACGCCUCGGGGUCCGGCGGCGAGAAAAAACUCAAAACCAACGGAGGAAAGCAAAAUGCACAUAAAUUCAAAUGACGGCCGAGACGGGGGACCGCGGAGACCCACAGGGGCCCAAGUAUCAGAGCUCCUUCAAGCGCGACAAUACUGUGAAUUUUAAGAAAUGGUGUGAUGACUGCCACCUAAGGACUCCGCUGGUUCUUCAGUCCGCCCCAACCCCCUCACCCCCACACACCCGGGUUCUCUUCCAAAAAAGGUGUCUGGCAGGAAGCCUGUCUUUUCAAGCAAAUGGUAGCCCUUUGGACAAAAACUAACCAAGGCCUGUGCCAUGCGAAGGGACAAAGCGACGCCUCUCGGAGGAAGAGUCGCCUCCAUUGAACCGGCAGGAAGCGUGGGGAACAGACUGGCACGUCCAGCACCCCCCACUCCCCUGGCCUGUGCGCAGGGAAACAGCGCCUCCAGCGUUACCCACCUGGGGUGUGAAGCGGCAGAGGGGGUGAGGCCUCUGAGUCCCCGUCAUGGGCCCUUGGAGCAGAAGCCCUGUCCCAUUCAGUCCCAGAGGCUCAGUUUAGGGAGCAUGUACUUUGAGCAAAGACGUUUAU